GCCAGGUGGUGGCUGAUGCGGUGGUUGCCAUCUCACUCUGGUUCUUGGCCCCCCCAGGGACAAAACCCCUUCGACCUGGAGUUCGACCAGUCCAACCACCUGGAGCCCGUCUUCAACUUCGAGUGUCCGCCCCGUCCCGACAUGCCUUCAAGCCAACCCAUCGAUAUCCCUGACGCCAAGAAAAGGAACAAGAAGAAGAAGCGCUGCAGAGCCACCGACAGCUUCUCCGGCAGGUUCGAAGAUGUUUACCAGCUGCAGGAGGAGGUGCUGGGAGAAGGGGCCCACGCCAGAGUCCAGUCCUGCGUGAACCUCAUCACCAACAAGGAGUACGCAGUGAAGUCUUUCCUGCGGUGGCAUCAGCUGCUGGGGCUGGCGAGGCCUCUCGUUAGGAGGCCUCUCGUUAUGUUCCGGGGUGAUUAUCUGCUGGCUGCAGCUCUUUUUUUCUUUUUUUUUUUUUCCUCGGCGCUGGUCACGAGGCCCGUGUGGGCUGUGGGUCACGUGUGGGCUGUGGGUCACGUGCGCUGGAAAACCCCAGAGUCCCAUGGGGCAACGGCCGCUGCCUCUCGCCCUCCAUCACCCUUAACUCCUCCGGGGCCGGGUCCUGCGCCCGCUGUGGGGCAGGGAAGGGGCAGAGAAGGGGCAGGGCAGGGGCAGGCUCAGCCCCACGGUGCUUCGGGGCCGUGCCCAGGCCAUGGGGCGGAUGCUGAGCUGUGCGGCUCCGCUGAGUACAUGGCCCCAGAGGUGGUGGAAGCCUUCAACGAGGAGGCCUCCAUCUACGACAAGCGCUGUGACCUGUGGAGCCUGGGUGUCAUCCUCUACAUCAUGCUCAGCGGGUACCCCCCCUUCGUGGGCCACUGCGGCUCCGACUGUGGCUGGGACCGGGGCGAGGCGUGUCACACUUGCCAGAACAUGCUUUUUGAGAGCAUCCAGGAGGGGAAAUAUGAGUUUCCCGACAAGGACUGGGCACACAUCUCCUUCGGAGCCAAAGACCUCAUUUCCAAGCUGCUGGUGAGAGAUGCCAAGAAGCGGCUCAGCGCGGCCCAGGUCCUGGAGCACCCCUGGGCGCAGGGGUGCGCCCCAGAUAACACCCUGCCGACCCCCAUCAUCCUGCAGAGGAACAGCAGUGCCAAAGAGCUCACCUCCUUUGCUGCCGAGGCCAUCGCCGUCAACCGCCAGCUGACACGGCGCGACGAGGACGAGGAGGAGGAGGCGGAGGAGGAAGCACGACCCAUCAUCAUCAAAGCUACCUCACGGGCCAUGCAGCUCUCCCCCCCCUCCGAGUCCAAGCUGGCCAAGCGGCGGCAGAAGAGCAGCCUGGCCAAGGCGGUGGCCGCCGGGCAGCACCUGGUGGCCCCGCUGGUCCUGGUGGCCGACCAAGCCUGAGCUGUGCCCCUCAGACCUGCUGUACCCCAUGUCCCCCUCCUCCUCCUCCUUUCUUUUUCUUUCUUUCUUUCUUUCCCCCCCCACCCCAAAGCCCCCCCCUCCAUUUCAUGCUAGUGACAAGAUCAGGACUCGUCCCUGUGGCUGGUUUCCAAGGUUUUGCUGAUCUUGUAGGUCUGGGGGUGGGAGGGUUUGUUUAAGAUCUUUUUAUUUUUUAAGGUAUUAAAUCAAGCGUGAGGUUGCUUCACCCAGGGCACACUCAAGGACAUCUGACAGACACACGGACUUUUGUUUCCCGACUCUUGGUUUCUCCUCUGACAUUUUUCUGCCCCCUCCCUCCCCGACACCAAAGGACUCUUUGUAUCCGCGGCUGCUUUUGACGAUUUCAGCUCAUUUCAUACUGUGAACAAAAGCCCCUCGGUCGCGUUUUCAACAGCGGGAGUCGCGUUUUAACCUCCCCCCUCCCCUCGGAGCUGCAGGUCUUUCUCCGAAAGUUGGGGUAGAUCCCACAAAACCUCCCCCCAGUCCUGUCCUUGGUGGGGGGCGGUCCGAGAGGUGCCUCCCAGCCGCGGGGGAGCCCCUCCGUCCCAUGUCCUAUGCUCGGGGGUGUCCCCGGCAGCAUUUUGGGGGGGGACGUGGUGGGUGUUGUGCAGGGAACCGCUGGGGCCGGGGAGAGACGGUGCCAGCGAGGGAGCAGCGCCCCGUCCCACCCUCUCUCCUCGGCAGCCCGUUUCCAGAAUAAGCUAUUCACCCCCCUA
Messenger RNA from Calidris pugnax (ruff), 2138 nucleotides. It is a transcript of the gene MKNK2, whose product is annotated as MAP kinase interacting serine/threonine kinase 2. The transcript has 8 exons. Gene Ontology annotation, cellular component: nucleus; cytoplasm. The record is from RefSeq and is a predicted model, not a curated record. Bases 16 to 1383 code for a protein of 455 amino acids. Gene Ontology annotation, biological process: protein autophosphorylation; intracellular signal transduction; peptidyl-serine phosphorylation. NCBI's taxonomy places the organism in Eukaryota, Metazoa, Chordata, Aves, Charadriiformes, Scolopacidae. Gene Ontology annotation, molecular function: calcium/calmodulin-dependent protein kinase activity; calmodulin binding; calcium-dependent protein serine/threonine kinase activity.